Molecule: messenger RNA, 1107 nt
Organism: Ostreobium quekettii
Lineage: Eukaryota; Viridiplantae; Chlorophyta; Ulvophyceae; Bryopsidales; Ostreobiaceae
Source: the annotation of a GenBank genome assembly
AGAGACAGCCAAGGGGAAGCCGGGGGUGGACCUGUCGACUGCGAGCGGAUCGGCAUGGCGGAGAUGGCGGCGAGGAUCCUGCGCCGCACCGUGUCGCUGGACGCGUUUUCCGGCCGGCGGCAGCAAUCGUUCGGGCCCGCCGGCGGCCAGUCGUUUCGAGGGGCAUCGGACCUGCCCGACGACCUGCUGGCCAUGCUGGCGGCGCGGGUGAUGGAAUCGUCGGCCUCCGCGGACGGAUCGGCGUCCGGGGGAGCGUCUGGGUCGGUGUCCGGGUCGGGGAGGGAGGGUGGGCUGAAGCGGCGCAAUUCUUCGCGGCGGGGCGCGGGGAUUUUUGGCUCCAAGAGUGUGUUUGGCAGCCGGGAGGAUGAGGCGGCCUGCCGCGUGUGCAUGGAGCCCGUGGGGGACGAUGAGCUGGCGAGCGGGAUGGCGCUGAGGCUGGGCUGCAGGUGCAUGGCUGGCUUGGAUGUGCUCCACACAGAAUGCGCCGAGCGCUGGUUCCGCAUAAGGGGUAGCUCGCUGUGCGAGGUGUGUGGUGCAGAGGCCAAGAAUCUGUCAGAGGAGCUGAAAGCGGAGUUCCGGAAGGUCUCGGAGAUAAGGAUGAGGCAGCUGGCAGCGCGGACGUCGGUUGAGCACCUCCUGCCGCGCAGCCAGUCGUCCAUGUCGGGGCGGCCACGAGAUGGAGUGCACGCGCACAUGAUGAUGGCGGGCAUCCUGGCCUUCGGCUUGUUUUUCUUCUACUCAGUGUACUUGAAGUUGGACCGUGUGGCUUCCGCCUUCAUCUCCCUGAUUGUCGGCUACUCUACCACGUUGCCCUAUUUUGCUGGCAGACACGCUGAUCCGUUGACGCACCUCGCCAUAACGCUAUGGUUCCUGGCGUCCGUGAUGGGCAUUGCGGCAUUGUUGGUCAAGAUUCAAGGGUGGGAGCCCGCCAAGGCGGCCGUCUUUUCCGCCUUCGUGGGGGGCGUGCUGAGCGCUGCGAGUGUCGCCGCGGUGGAGGCUGCCUGGGCCUUAAGGCGCCGGUGGGCCCAGCGCGGAUGGACGUUCGCGCCCACGUCGCUCCAGGGCUACAGUCAACCACGGCCAACGGAAGCCAACGGAGAUUUAUGA